CUUAAUCGUAAUUUACGAUAAUAAUUCGUAAAGAAAUUUAAAAAAUGAUUAAUAAUUUUUUACGAAUUUCUAACAUAUACACAAGAGGUCACUGACAAGAACUACAAUUAAUGGAAGGUCAAGUUUGAUUAUGAGUAUUAAAACAUUGAGCUUAUGAAUUAAUUUUAUUAAAACAACUGAAUGGAGCAAGAAAAUGGUAAUUACAGAGACAUUUCAAAUCAGAAGAUUCCAUCGAAAAUCGAAAUACCUUUAUUUCAUGUUCGACAGAGGUAUAAUUGGGACUGCGGCGUUUCGGCCGUGAUGAUGGUCUUGUGUGAAGAAGAUCAAAAGUAUUUAUUAGAAAAUUUAGAAAAAAUUUCAUCUGAAGAAGAAUUUGAAAAAAGUACAUGGACUAUUGACUUAGCGUAUCUGUUGUUAAGAUUUGGCAUUCGUCAUCUGUACUGUACCAUAACCUGGGGUGUUAAUCCUGGUUAUACUAGAGAGACAUUUUACGAGCAAGUUCUUUCGAGAGACGAACAACGGGUCAGCGAAAAAUUCUCUCGUGCGACGGAAAUCGGAGUCAAUGUACAAUUGAGGUCUGUGGAUUUGUCCGAAAUAUUGUUACAGUUACAAUUAGGAAAUCCGGCGAUUAUAUUAGUAAAUGCAAAUCUUCUUUAUUGUGAAAAAUGUCAUUUUAAGUGUGUGCCUCAGCUUUUAAAUUGGUGUUGCAUGUUCUCUUAUCAAGGCCAUUACAUAGUGGCGUGCGGCUAUAAUAUGACGGAAAAGAAAAUUUUAUAUAGAAAUCCCACGCUCACUAAUAAAAUAUGCAUCAUGCCUUUUGAAGAUUUUGAUAAAGCAAGGAGAAGUUUUGGAACGGACGAAGAUGUCAUCUUCGUGUACAAAAACAGAUGAUUAUGAUUACGUUUCAUA
Molecule: messenger RNA, 909 nt
Organism: Centruroides sculpturatus (bark scorpion)
Lineage: Eukaryota; Metazoa; Arthropoda; Arachnida; Scorpiones; Buthidae
Product: protein GUCD1-like
Exons: 9
Coding region: 181-891 (236 amino acids)
Source: RefSeq, a predicted model, not a curated record